AUGCAGGUGACAACAAAAGAAGACCUUGUGUUAGCAGAUCGAUUUUCUGAAAGCGACCACAUUUCAAAACUUGAGGAAAAGGUUAAGAACAAAGACAAAAUCAUCCAAAAGUUGCGAUCAGAGGUUGAACAUUUGCAAAUAAGAAACAUUGAGUUGGAGCAACAUGUUAUGAAACUAAUUAACAAUAAGGAUGAAGUAGCAAGUCAAGUAGACAACUUAGCCAGUAAGAAUGAAUAUCUAUGUAAAGAACUUGCUCAUGUUGACAAGUUAGCUGAACAGCUGGAAAAAGAAAAAGAAAUCGUAUUGGAUAGUGCUGACAAGGAACUUGCUGAAGCAGAGUCUCAAAUUAAAUGCCAGCAAAAUACUAUACGGAAACUGGAACAUACAAUCAACAUUCUUAGAUCUGCUGCUUUAAAUUCUGACGAAUCAGAAGAGUACUAUCCUUCAAGGCUUGACAAAUGUAUAAAGACAUUGGAAGAAGACAGAGAUUAUUAUAAAUCUGAAACUGAUAAUUUGAAGAAGAUGCUUCGAAAUACAUCUUCAAGUCCUAAGCGCAGCCCUUCUCAUGCUGUGUCAAAGGCUUCCUCCCCCGUUCAGGGAAGCAGCUCAGAUCCAGAAUUUCUAAAUGUCUUGAGAGAACGUGAAGAACUGAAGUGUAUGCUGGAAAAAUAUGAACGUCAUAUGGCAGAAGUUCAGGGCAAUAUCAAGGUUCUAACAAAAGAAAGAGACAAAAUAAUCUGUCUUUAUGAUAAGGCACAGGAAGAAAUAAGUCGACUGAGAAAAGAAUCCAUCAGAAUCUCCAAAGCUUCUAAAUCUCCAGUGACUGUUCAAGCGGUUUUAAGGCGUGUGGAGUCAGAAAGAGAUGCAGCUAUUUCUGAUUUCCGAAGAAUGUCCACAGAACGUGAUAGCUUGAGAGAGAGGUUAAAGAUCGCUCAGGACACUGCACUUAAUGAAAAAGCUCACCUGGAACAGAGAAUUGAAGAACUGGAAUCAAAUGUUCAAAGUCUUGACAGUGAACGAUUAGAACAAAUAUCAAAGAUGUCUUUGAUGAAGGAGACGAUAGAGUCCAUAGAAAUGGAAAUGAAAAUAUUGGCGAGAAGGGCAAUGGAUUCAGAAACUGAGCUAAACAGACAAAAAUCAACCAUUGUUUCACUGAGUGUACGGAAUGAAAAAGCAGAGCAUAGUCUUUCAGAGGCUGAACGACAACUUUCAAAGAAAAAAUAUGAAUUACAACUCACUCAGGAGAAAAUUAUGUGUCUGGAUGAAAACAAUGAAAACCUUUCAAAACAAAAUGCUGUUCAACAAGAAGAAAUUUGUACACUUAAUGAAACAAUAGUAGAACUGGAUACAGUAAAGGAAUCAUUACGGGACCUUCUGGAUGAAAAAUCAGAGAAAAUUGUUACCCUUGAAGAAAGCUUAGACAUAAAAGAAAAGACUGUUUUUGAUCUGAAGAGCAUACUUUCUGAUAUGGAACAUUCAACAAAGCAGUCAGCUGAAGCACUCCGCAUAUGUGAACAGGAUGUUACCAGACUACGCCAUAUGUUGGAUGAUGCUAACGCUGAGCUUAGUCAGACUAGCAGAUGUUGUGAAUCAUUCGUUCAGGAGAAUGAGAGGUUAAAGGAACAACUUGAUGAUGAUAAGCAAGACAAUCAGAUUCUACAUCAAAAACUUGCUGAUUCUCAAAGUGAACUUGAAGAAAUGCAGCUGAAAUUUGACUAUUUACAUGCAGAGUUUACGAAGUUGAAGAACGUACUGAAUUCUAAAGAGAAAGAUAAUCAAGAACUUUUGGAGAACUACCAUAGGGCCAAUGAACAGUUAAAAAAGUGGGAAUCAAAGUUCCAUCAAAUAGAAGCAAAUUGUAAAUCUUCCCGACUAGAACUUCUCAAUGUAGAAUCUGAGAGCCACAGGCUGAAAGAACGAACUCAGUCCCUUGAAACAGAGAUUGCACAACAUUUAGCAACAGAAAAAGCCUACAAGUCACAGAUUUCUACUUUAGGCAGAUCCCUUGUAAAAAUGGAGGAGGAACUGCACAAAGUCCAGCGGGAGAAAGUUUCGUUACUUUCAGAUUUGGCAUCUACACGGGAACUGUGCAUUAAACUGGACACUAACAAAGAGUUAUUAACUCGGCAACUAACCAGCACAACACAGGAAAUAGAGCGCCUACAGAGUGAAUGGGAGUCAUCUCACUCAGAAAUAGAGCUCCUUAGAAAACAACUCACUAAUGAAAGAAUCUCAAUAAAAAACCUGGAAACAUUGCUAGCAUCCAACCGAGAAAAGGAAUUUCAGUGUGAGAUGAUAUACCAGGAAAAAGAAUCUGAGAUUCAGCUUCUUAAAGAGCAGCUUUCUGUGGCUGAAGACAAAAUUGCUAUCCAACGCCGGGAUUUUUCACAACUGAGAAAUACAGUAACUCAGCUGGAAUCUGAGUUAGACAUCACCAAAAGACAGUUGAGCACAGAACGCUUUGAAAGGCAACGUGCAGUCCAAGAACUUCGCCGCCAGAGUCUUACAGCUUCAUACCAUUUAACUUCUACGAUAAGGCCAUCAUCACCUGACCGUCCCCGCCUCCGUUCGCCUGAAAGGACUCUAGACAGAUCUUUAGAAGGAUGA
Molecule: messenger RNA, 2607 nt
Organism: Euleptes europaea (tarantolino)
Lineage: Eukaryota; Metazoa; Chordata; Lepidosauria; Squamata; Sphaerodactylidae
Gene: TSGA10
Product: testis specific 10
Exons: 19
Coding region: 1-2607 (868 amino acids)
Source: RefSeq, a predicted model, not a curated record